Aedes albopictus (Asian tiger mosquito) is the source of this 3084-nucleotide messenger RNA. Its product is annotated as golgin subfamily A member 2. Gene Ontology annotation, cellular component: cis-Golgi network; Golgi apparatus; Golgi cis cisterna. Bases 3 to 2891 code for a protein of 962 amino acids. The transcript is spliced from 4 exons. Gene Ontology annotation, biological process: Golgi organization. NCBI's taxonomy places the organism in Eukaryota, Metazoa, Arthropoda, Insecta, Diptera, Culicidae. The record is from RefSeq and is a predicted model, not a curated record.
GUAUGUUACGAAAAACAACAAUCAUGGCAGACAAGAAGGAAAAAAUUGCUGCUGCCCGAAAAAAGCUUAAGCAAUACCAAUCAAAGCAAAAACACGAUGGUCCUGGCAGAGGCGAAAGUGACUCCGCAGGGGAAACUCCCGUUCCGGCGUCUAGCAUCAACAAUAACAGUAGCACGCAACCAUCGCCGUCGCCAACCCCCGUCGCAUCCGAGGAUGACAUCCAAAACCAAAAUCAUGUCUUACCGACGUCGGCAGCGGGAGGGGUCCAACCGUCGUCCUACAGUGUGGCGAAUUAUUUCAACAGCAACGCCAUACCGGAUUUCCUCGCGAUGGAACCACAGGUCGCCCAACCGGAACCAGUGGCCAUGGAGGGCAGCGUUCACAGUAUAAAUCGGAUAUCGGAGGAAAUUGGUCAGUUGAUUGCGAAUGCCAGUGCGGAUCUGGGACCGCAAAAUACAAUCCUGGAGCUGGAGUCGGAAAAGGCGGAACUGUCCCGGGUGAUGAACGCCCAAAAACUGGAAAACGACGAGCUGCGGCUGCGGCUGAGGAACAGCCAAUCUUCGGUGGAGGAAUUGAAGAAUGAGGUCGAUAAGUUGAAGUUGGAAAAUAGCACUAUGGUGACGAGUGAAUUGGGACCGAUUCAGGAACAGCUGCAGAUGCAAAUUCAAGCCGUUGGGGUGCUUGUUGGAGAGAAAGCCGAACUGACGGCAACCGUCAGCAAGUAUCAAAGUCUGUUGAAGGAGAAAUCGACGGAGAACGAUGAGCUGCAGAAUCGACUGAAAGCGUCUAGGGCGACGGUUCAAAAGCUGGAGAAAGAACUGGAAGGGAUCAAGCUGUCCGGAUCGAGAUUUGAAGAGCUGGAACGAACGAUUGGAGCUCAGUUGAAUGAGUAUCAAGAGGAAGCGAACAAAUUCAAAAAGUUGUACGAAGAUCUCCAGGAAGAUUUGAGCGAGCUGAAGCAGAAACUUCUAGUGCGUAACGAAGAGUUCCAAAUGGUUCAGAAAGAACUCGAACAAACCCGAUCGGAGCUUAGCUUGUCCAAGUUGCGUGUCGAACAGCUUUCCUCGGACGACGAUCAGGAUUUCAACGCCAAAAUUGAAUCCCUCAGCCAGCAGAACCUUAUUAAAUCUCAGCAAAUCAAGGACCUCCAGAAUAUAAUCAACCAGAUCGGGAACGAGCGGGACCAAAGUAACCAGCAGUACCAGAACUAUGUGCUUCACCUGAACCGGGAAGUAGCAAAUCUGGCCGACAAAAUCCAAGAACUCACCGAGGAGAAUAGUCGACUGUCGUCGCGGGAGGACACUCUGGUGCGGCACGUCGGAGAACUGGAGCGACAAAUUCAGCAGCAGUUGACGAAACAGCGCACCUAUGCGGCACAGCAAAAUGAUGAACCGGGUGGUGAUGAACAGAAGGUAGCUCUUGAGGCGGAAGUUAAACUGCUGAGAGAGAAGAUUGCUGCUAGAGAUGCAGAACGAGCUGAUAGCACGCCACAAAACGACGCGGUGGAACAACUUCAACGAAAGUACGAAGAGAAGCUUACGUUGGGCGAACAAAAGAUAGCAGAACUGCAGCUGGCGCUGGAACGCUUGCAGCUGGACAAACCGGACGUGGCGAAACUGAUGGCCGAAAUCGAGAGCGGAAAAGUCGGUGCCGCGCGGGCAGUGGCGCAGAAUAUGGAACUGAAAGCACAGCUGGAAGAGAUGCAGAAGGCGUUUGUGCAAAUUAGCAACGACAAGUUAGAGCUAACCGACAAGCUUCAAACAGAACUCCACCUGGGAAAAGAGAUGAAGGCCACCUACGGCCAACUGGAAGAGGAGCUACAUUCAAUUCGUGAGAAGCUUCACUACAAAGACGAGGAAAUGAUUCGACUAGCGCACGAGACCACGGAGCUUCAAAAACAGAUCUUACAGCAGAACCAAGAGAUCGAUCGGUUACGUUAUUACGAGUCACGUGCGAACGAUUCCAGCACUUUGCAGUCCGAACUACAGCAUGCUCAGCAACAACUGCAACAAUUGCAACAGUCAAACCUUAAUCGCGAAGAAAUAGUCACAACAAGUGUAGAAAAUAAUGAUCACAGUGGUCACAAUCAUCAUCAUGAUUGCAAUAGUCACGACCAGCAUCAUCAGCACGCUGAACAGCACGAUCUACACAGGGAAAUCGAAACAUUGAAACAGGAAAAGGCUGAACUGGUGAAUGCCAUCAACAAUCUGCAGAACAGAUCUAAGGCAAGCCCGGGCCAUGACAUUGCCGAUGAAAAUCACGUGGAUCGUGGACAUGAUGGCAUCAGUGAUAGCGUUUCCACCGUGAGCAUUCCCACACAAGAGGCCAUGGAAAAGCUUCAGGAGCGUUUCAAGCGAACAAUGCUAGAGGUUGCUGAGCUGACUGACGAGAAACAACGGCUGGAGCAUUUGGUAAUGCAGCUGCAGGGCGAAACGGAAACCAUUGGUGAAUACAUUACCCUCUACCAGCAGCAGCGCAGGAUGUUGAAACAGAAAGACAUGGAGCGGGAUCUCCAGUUGGAACAGCUGGCGCACGAUCGCGAGAUGAUGAAGCUGAAGCUGAAAGAGCUCAACUAUCUCGUCCAUCAGCUGGUGGUGGAAAAGGGUGGCUCCGUACCGCGAACAUCAUCGCCAACCGAUGAACUGCGUCACCAUCAUCCACCGGUCGUCGAUUUACCGUCUCCAUCGCCUGUUGCUAGUCCAAACAGCUUCUCGCCAGCGCCCAGUGAAAAUGGGGAAACUCCAGAAAUGGCCAAGGUGCACCACAUUCGGCCCACGGAAACUGCCGGAAGGAUUCUGUCUCUCCUCAGUGACAUCAAGGAAGCGAAUAUUCCUUACGGAAGCGGUGUGCAGCACUGUUCGUGUUGCUCCGGGCGGCUGGAAACCGUCUAGAAUUCAUUACCAAACAACAACAGCGUGCGUGUUACGAGGGACGAUGCCCUGCGAUGGCGAAUCUACGAUAAAGGCAAGUAGCGCGCGUUAGAUUAUUUUUAGGCAGGAGAGCAGACGAGUGCUUUACAGUGAAACUGUGGUUAUUUUUUUUAUAUAUAAGCUAUAAUCUAGUAAACUUUUAAUUUCACAUUUC